AUGGCUGUCACUCAAAGACCUGCUGGCUCGGUUGUCAUUGUUGGUGCAGGCACCCAAGGUCGGCGCCUUGCGUUCAUGUGGUCGCGCCGAGGUGGCACUGUUUGUCUUGUCGAUCUUCAAAAGAAGCAACUAGAAGAGGGCCUCAGUUACGUGAAGCAGCUUCGUAGUGCCGCACUCGAUUCUGGGCAAGAGUAUGGGGAAGUGAAAGUGGCUCAGCCAGAUGCCUUAGAAACGAUUCUCCAGGACGCUUGGCUCGUCGUAGAGUGUGUGCCUGAGAAUCGGGCUUUGAAGCAGAAAGUCAUUACUCAGCUGGACAGUUGGUCACCAGCAUGCACCAUCAUUGCCUCCAAUUCCAGCAGCUACGGGAUUUCGGAGAUUAUCGAGGGAUUGGAGUUGAAGCACAGCAACAGGAUUCUGAGUGCUCAUUGCUACUGGCCGCCUGAGACAUCUGCAAUUGAAAUCAUGGGUCACCAACACACCGAUCCCAAUGUCAUCUCGUUAUUGAUGGAGCAGAGUAGAGCUCAUGGCUUCUCACCAUUUCAUGUGAAAAAAGACUCCAUUGGAUACAUCUACAAUCGAAUCUGGGCUGCGAUCAAGCGCGAAACGCUGCUAGCAUUGUCCGAGGGUGUCUGCUCACCAAGGGAGAUUGAUGCAAUCUUCAAAGACGUGCUCAAGACUCCCAAGGGACCGUGCGAACAGAUGGAUGUUGUAGGACUUGAUGUGGUCUUGGACAUUGAGAAUCACUAUGCAGACUCACGCACGGGGAUUCCCACAGAGCCAAGGAUCUAUCUCCAGCGGAUGAUUGAAAGCGGACGUCUUGGUGUCAAGAACGGCAGUGGAUUUUACAACUAUCGAAGCGAUGCUGUCGAGACAGGAAACGAACUCAGCACGGCAAAUCUCUAG
Molecule: messenger RNA, 903 nt
Organism: Penicillium diatomitis
Lineage: Eukaryota; Fungi; Ascomycota; Eurotiomycetes; Eurotiales; Aspergillaceae
Product: 3-hydroxyacyl-CoA dehydrogenase family protein
Exons: 6
Coding region: 1-903 (300 amino acids)
Biological process (GO): fatty acid metabolic process
Molecular function (GO): oxidoreductase activity, acting on the CH-OH group of donors, NAD or NADP as acceptor; NAD+ binding
Source: RefSeq, a predicted model, not a curated record